This is a messenger RNA of Liolophura sinensis, 2966 nucleotides long. Its product is annotated as guanine nucleotide-binding protein G(i) subunit alpha. Gene Ontology annotation, cellular component: cytoplasm; heterotrimeric G-protein complex. The transcript has 9 exons. The record is from RefSeq and is a predicted model, not a curated record. Gene Ontology annotation, biological process: adenylate cyclase-modulating G protein-coupled receptor signaling pathway. Lineage: Eukaryota; Metazoa; Mollusca; Polyplacophora; Chitonida; Chitonidae. The coding region runs from base 218 to 1282 and encodes 354 amino acids. Gene Ontology annotation, molecular function: G-protein beta/gamma-subunit complex binding; GTPase activity; GTP binding.
UCAAUGGAGUGAGGUCAGCCGUGCUUGAUUUUGCGGCAUCGGUACCAUUUCUUGUGAUUGUGUACUAGUUUUACAAUCGUUGAAUGAGGCUCGCUGAGAAAGCAACCCCCAAAUCUUUGGAUUUUACAAGAUCUGUUGAAUAAUUGUGUCGUAGUUCGCGGAGGAAAGUGAAGAAAUCAGACUGUUCUGUGGUGACGCCCGUUGACUUGCGGACAAAAUGGGGUGUGCGGUGAGCAGCGAAGAUAAGCUAGCACAAGUGCGUUCAAAACAGAUAGACAAAGCAUUGCGGGCAGAUGGUGAAAAAGCAGCACGAGAAGUUAAACUUUUACUUUUGGGUGCUGGAGAAUCUGGGAAAAGUACAAUUGUUAAACAAAUGAAAAUUAUCCAUGAAAAGGGUUACUCACAAGAAGAAUGUUUGCAGUAUAAACCUGUGGUGUACAGCAAUGCUGUUCAAAGCAUGAUUGCCAUUAUCAGGGCCAUGGGACAGCUUCACAUCGAUUUUGGGCACCCUGACAGAGCGGAGGAUGCUCGGCAACUGUUUGCUCUGGCAGGUAAUGCAGAUGAAGGAGAAAUGUCCCCGGAACUGGCAGCUGUGAUGAAGCGCUUGUGGAAAGACUCUGGGGUCCAGGAGUGUUUCAGCCGAGCACGGGAGUAUCAGCUUAAUGAUUCAGCCGAGUACUACCUGAACUCGCUGGACAGGAUAUCCACAGCAGACUACAUCCCUACAGAACAAGAUGUGUUGAGAACAAGAGUGAAAACUACAGGAAUUGUGGAGACUCACUUCACCUUCAAAGAUCUUCACUUCAAAAUGUUUGAUGUGGGUGGACAGAGAUCAGAGAGGAAGAAGUGGAUCCAUUGCUUUGAGGGAGUCACAGCCAUCAUCUUUAUUGUGGCCAUGAGUGAAUAUGAUUUGACGCUAGCGGAGGACCAAGAGAUGAACCGUAUGAUGGAGAGUAUGAAGUUGUUUGACUCCAUUUGUAACAACAAGUGGUUCACAGAUACCUCCAUUAUCCUCUUCCUCAACAAGAAGGACUUGUUUGAAGACAAAAUCAAGAAGUCACCUCUGACAAUUUGUUUCCAAGAAUUCACAGGGGCCAAUACGUUUGAGGAAGCUGCCGCUUAUAUCCAAGUGCAGUUUGAAAACUUGAAUAAGAAGAAAGAUACCAAAGAAAUCUACACUCAUUUCACAUGUGCCACAGACACAAACAAUGUUCAGUUUGUGUUUGAUGCUGUCACAGAUGUCAUUAUCAAGAACAACCUCAAAGACUGUGGCCUUUUUUAAUGUGUGAAAGUUUCAUAUGUAUUAUACAAGGACGUUUCCAGAUGGAGAUGAAAUUGUAGGCAUGUACUAGUGAAGUGGCACAUGGAUGGAAUCUUCUCUCAUCACAUGCUUCUGGGUUCACGUGUGCAAGAUAAAGUUUUUAUUGCGAGAUUGGCAGCAUUUUGCUAGUCUCCGGCAUUUGGCUUGAUUGUACAUUGAUGAGAUGUGCACGACAGAUCCCAAAAUUGAAGAAAGAGGCCGUAGCUGCGAAUUAUAAAGCAUAAAUAUUGUUUUAACUCAUGGCAGCCAUAGCCAAGUCAAAAUCUCACAGAACUGAUACGUCCUAUCAGGAAUUUGUGAGUGUUUUGGUUUUUAAUAGUUUCCAUUGUAUACACACAGCUUAAAUGCAAUAUUGCCACUUGUAUGUACAAUUUAUCUACACAUGAUGGAUGUAUUUUGUUAAAUUUGUUUUUCCAAGAAAUUUGAACAAAAGAACUUGAAAUCAAAAAAUUUACUUCUUGAUUUUAAACUGGUGAUAGAUCAACAAGCAAAACAAAAGUGCAUGUGGUAUCUCAGUCACAAAAGAUGUAUGAGAAAUUUUUCCUUAAUAUCAUUGUGUCUUUUUUUUCAUGUUGAUUGUCUUCAUGUUCUUAUCACUUUGUAUGAAUAACACAGCCUUGCUACACAUUAAUCUUAUACAGUUUGGGCCAAUUAAAUGUUUUGAUAAUGAAUAUUCAUGGGUGCAGAACGCUAAGUCAUAAUUCCUCAAAUGUAUGAGUACAUAGUUAGAUUUUUGUGAAUAAUAGUGAUUAGUUGUUCCAACUGUUUUCUGAUGACAAGCAAAACAGCAUUUUCAGGAUGUUUGUUUGGAGGAUAUUUUGAUUCUUUUGUGUCAGUACUGAAUGAAAGACCAUCAAGGUGCAGGAUGUUUUUAAUCAAAAUUACAAAUGUGGCUAGCAUAGUACCAAAUGAUGUAUUUUUGAAAAAAAAAAAAGGAGCUCGACGUCUGAGGGCCAACUUGAUUUUGAGUACCAGUAUAUGUGUCUGUGGGCAAUGUAUUGUCCUUAAUGUACUGUUUUGUUUGUUUUUUUUUUCUUAAAAUUUUAGCGUUUUAAUAUGUUUCUUUGAAGGACCAACGAGAAACAUUUCCCUGAGAUUCAUGCGUAUGGAAUUGUCAUGUAAAUACUUAUAUAUACAUAUAUAUAUUAUACUACUGAAGUAGUACAAUAUCCCAGUUCAUCACACCUCUAUCAGUUGUAAAACUUAAUUGUGGAAAAAUAGAUUUUUAUUCAGCUUUGCCUUUACCAAGGUAGUCCAAAAUAUUCAAAUGAAACAUAUGCCUUAGAUUUUUGUCCACUGAAAUGGUGAAGCAGCAUUUAUUCUCUAGAGAUGACUACACUAAAAAAAUUAUUUGCAUGUUGGAUGUUGCCAAUUAUCCAUAUUACAUCAGUAAAAUAUCAGGGAAAAGAAUUUUGCUGAAAAUUUAAUGUUAUAUUUUCACGAGAUCUGUGCUCAGAAGUCGUGAAAAUGUUAGGCAAGGCAGAAUUUGUGUUGAUAUAAGGAACACAAAGUUGGCAUCCACCAGAUGUAUGGAACAAUGUUCUGGUCACCAUCAAAUUUUCCAUCAUGCUGCCUGCAAAAAAUGUUUUUUUUCUGUACAAAUGUCAUCAUGAGGCUCCUUUUAUCCUUACAAUUUUAACUUAUU